Chenopodium quinoa (quinoa) is the source of this 2000-nucleotide messenger RNA. RefSeq lists its product as uncharacterized. NCBI's taxonomy places the organism in Eukaryota, Viridiplantae, Streptophyta, Magnoliopsida, Caryophyllales, Amaranthaceae. Bases 38 to 1720 code for a protein of 560 amino acids. Gene Ontology annotation, cellular component: cytoplasm. The record is from RefSeq and is a predicted model, not a curated record. The transcript is spliced from 5 exons.
AACCCAGAAAAUCCAGAAAAGCUUCAACUCAAUUUCAAUGGCGAGAGCAAGAAUCUUGAAUUCGAAUCCAAACCCAUCUCCAUUUUUACACCUACUUUCUCUCACACCAUUUUCAUCUCUUCUUUCAUCUCCCAAAAAAUCCCAGAAAUCCAAGAAAAUCCUCUUACCUUCAACCUCUUUCUCUCUUCUCUUCAUAUCAAUCUUCUCUUUAUUCGCUUUCUCUCUCAUCGUAAUCCUCAGUUCCACCAUUAACCUCUCUCAAACCUCCAACCUCUGUUCUGUUUGCUCCCCUGUAAACCCCCUAUCUUCGUCUUCGGUUUCGUCUCGUGUGCUUCUUGCUUCUCUAUUUACCGACUACAAUGAAGACAGUAAAAAGCCGAGACUGUCUGUAAGUGAAAUGGUCCCUCUUCCUGCACAUGGGGUUUUGUCGAGUGUCGAAGAGAAUCAGUUUUGGAAGCAGCCUGAUGGUGAAGGGUUUAAGCCUUGCUUGGAUUUCGGCCUCGGGUAUCGGAGAGAAUCGCCGGUAAUUGCUAGUGAGAAGAGGAAGUUUCUGGUGGUGGUUGCUUCUGGUGGUUUGAAUCAACAGAGGAAUCAGAUUGUUGAUGCUGUUGUUAUUGCUCGGAUUCUUAAAGCUGCUCUUGUUGUCCCUUUUUUGAAGGUCAAUUUGAUUUGGGGCGAUGAAAGUGAAUUUUCAGACAUUUUUGAUGUAGAACACUUCAAGAAUACAUUACAAGCAGAUGUGCGCGUUGUAUCUACACUUCCUUACAGACACUUGGUCACAAGGCAGUCGGUUGAGACCCAAAUACCCUUUGAUGUAUCCCCACUUUGGAUCCGUACUCGCUUUUCAAAACAGCUAAAUGACGAGGGCAUACUAGUUCUAAAAGGGUUGGAUUCUAAGCUCUCCAAGAAUCUGCCCUCGGAUCUACAAAAGUUGCGGUGCAAGGUUGCGUUCCAUGCCUUGCGCUUUGCAGCUCCAAUUAGGGAGCUAGGCAAUAGAUUAGCCAGACGAAUGUGGAUUGAAGGCCCUUACAUUGCCAUCCAUCUGAGGCUAGAGAAGGAUGUUUGGAUUAGAACUGGUUGCCAAACUGGACUUGGCGCUGAUUAUGAUGCACAGAUCAGUGAAGAGAGGAGCAUGAAGCCUGAGUACCUUACUGGAAGACUGAACAUGAGCUAUCCUCAACGUCGCCUUGCUGGCCUGUGCCCCCUAAGGGCCUAUGAAGUAGCCAGGCUUCUUAAGGGGCUAGGGGCGCCGAAAGAUGCAAGAGUGUAUGUAGCCGGAGGUAAGCCAUAUGGUGGUUCAGAGGCUCUAAAACCACUUGUUCAAGAGUUUCCAAAUGUGGUAACCAAAGAGAGUUUAGCUAGGGAGGGGGAGCUGUUACCAUUUGCCAACAGAUCAUCAGCUUUAGCAGCAAUAGACUACAUUGUAUCCCUUAGCAGCGAUGUCUUCUUGCCAUCCCAUGGGGGUAACAUGGGCCGAGCAAUGCAGGGUCACAGGGCCUACUCAGGCCACCGCAAAUACAUAAAGCCUAACAAAAGAAUGAUGCUUCCAUUCUUUGAGACCUAUGAGUCGAUGUCAGAUGCUGAAUUUGGGGCUAUCAUAAGGAAAUUGCAUGAGAAGUCUCAAGGGCAGCCAGAGUCUAGGACCGGAAAAAGGGACAGAGAUGUGAUCGCUUAUCCUGUUCCAGAAUGUAUGUGUAAACACCAUUCUGCUUCAUCCUAACCAGGAGAAACAAAGCAUGCAGUAGCUCAAAGCUGAACCUAGCAUAAUAGUGUAAUAUCCAGUUUUGAUAUAACUUUGUUUACUUCUAUAGUGUAGAAAAUGUAAAGGAUAAUAGCAUAUAGCAUAUAGCAUGAGCAUGAUGUAAAGAGCCAGAGAUACAUGCUUUGGACUGUGGUAUAGUUUGCUGAUGUUAUUUCUAUUGGGCUUUCUCAUAUCAAGCCCAAAAACCUGUACAUGUAUCAGCCAAAAACUUGUACAUAUACAAGUAUGUUUUUUUUUU